Messenger RNA from Leptopilina heterotoma, 815 nucleotides. RefSeq lists its product as uncharacterized. Lineage: Eukaryota; Metazoa; Arthropoda; Insecta; Hymenoptera; Figitidae. The transcript is spliced from 5 exons. The record is from RefSeq and is a predicted model, not a curated record. The coding region runs from base 169 to 636 and encodes 155 amino acids.
UUUGUAUUUAAAAAAAUUUAUAUAUAUAUAUAUAAAAACUGUUGGUGUAAAUUUUGACAAAAGACUGGGUUUUGGUGUUUUGUGAAUUUUUUUGUAUUAUUUCUAUAGGCGAUUGUACUGCAACGUUUCCUAAUCAAAUUUGGGCCUUGGAGACCGGCCAUCCGUAGGAUGAACGAAAAUGAGUGUUGGCAUCACGACAUCCAGCUGGUGCGAGAUAGUCAUCCAAAGCUAUAUUCUCGCACACGCUGGUACCAAGAAUAUCGCUGGGAUGAACCCCAGCAACAAUAUUUAUGCCGCGGGUUUUGGGCGAUGCGUAAUUACGUUGGUCCUUCUGAACUAACCGAGGGCUUUGAUUCCACUAAGCUUCUGCAGGGAAAAUGGUAUGGAGACGGCUUUAAUCUCGUGUGUUCCAAACGGGCCCUUCCGGCGGUUCCUCCCUCCGUGGGAUUUCAGUCACUGAACAGGAUCAUGCGGUUGACGUUUCUGCAGAGCUUCUACUGGAGUCGCGAGGGAACGCCCGUAGGAGGCAGUCGAUGGGUGCUGUCUUAUAACAUCGAGCCAGAGGAGGAGUGGUGCAACGUUGGCCCAGAAGGUCUACUCCGAGAAGGGGAGUGGACAAAAGGCGGACGUGAAUAGUCUGGGUAGAGGGAACUACCUUGACAUUCCAAGAGUUAUUUUCAAAAAGACAAUUGAAAGAUUUUUAUUAUAUUACUUUUUUUUUAAUUUUCCUUUGAAUUAUUUUCUUCCCCUUUUUAGUUAGUCAUAGCUUUCUUUAAUAAUUUUCAUUAAAAGAUUUUAUGAACUAAUCACAUUUU